AAGUUGGUAAGAAUAAGACAAGAAUGGUUACUGGCUCCAAAGCACUACUCUGUGUUGGCGUCCUAGAUAAUUCUCCAAAUUAGGUUUCUUUGUGUGUGUGUGUGAGUGUUACUGUUCCAUCCUCCAUUUCCUAAUUUCCACCCUUUCUUUCAAUCGGAGAUCUCUGUAAAUUCGAAGUUUUUCUCCUGUUAUCCCAAUUUUUGGAUUUUUUUCCGGAAUUUUCGAAGGCAGAAGGUGGAAAAAAAAGCAAUAGUAGUCUCUGAUGAUCUCGUAGCGAGUAUGCCAGGCAUCCCUCUCGUCACUCGUCAAACCUCUUCGUGUUCAAGAAGCUCAGAUCAGAUGUGCCAUGAAGACAACCCCCGUGUGCAUUUGUCUGAAGAGGAGAAAAUUGCUGCUGAAGAGAGCUUGGAAGCGUAUUGCAAGCCUGUUGAGUUCUACAAUAUUAUUCAGAGGCGUGCUAUUAAGAAACCUUUGUUUCUUCAGAGAUGUUUGAAUUAUAAGAUUGAAGCAAAACAUAAAAGCAGAAUACAAAUGAGUGUGUUCCUCUCGGGGACUACUGAUGCUGGCGUACAAACUCAAAAGCUGUUCCCCCUCUACAUUUUGCUGGCAAGACUCGUUUCUCCUAAGCCUGCUGCAGAGUAUUCUGCAGUAUAUAGGUUCAAUCGAGCAUGCAUUCUUACGAGUGUCCUGGGGGUUGACGGAGUUAGUCAAGCUCAAGCCAACUUUCUUCUCCCUGACUUGAGCAGGCUUGCAUUGGACGCAAAGUCAGGAUCGCUGGCUAUCUUAUUUAUCAGCUUUGCUGGUGCGCAAAACUCUCAAUUUGGCAUUGAUUCAAGCACUGUACACUCAGGAAAUAUAGGAGGACAUUGCCUAUGGAGCAAAAUACCUCUGCAAUCUCUCUAUGCGUCGUGGAAAAAUUCUGCAAACUUGGAAUUGGGACAGAAAGUAGACUCAGUCUCUCUUGUUGAAAUGCAGCCUUGCUUCAUUAAGCUAAAGUCUAUGGCUGAGGAAAAGUGUGUCUCGAUUCAAGUUCCCAGCAAUCCCCUCACCUCGAGCUCACCGCAGCAAGUGCAAGUCACCAUAUCUGCAGAAUUGGUUGGGGCAAUAGAAAAAUCUCCUUAUAGUUCAUUUUCUUAUAAUGGCAUCUCUUCCUCAUCACUGGUACACAUUAUCAGGUUGAGAAAAGGGAAUAUAGUUUUCAAUUACAAAUACUAUAACAACAAGCUGCAGAAGACUGAAGUAACUGAAGACUUUUGUUGUUCAAUCUGCUUAGUAAAAUGUGGCAGUUUCAAGGGCCUGAAAUAUCAUUUGCCAGCAACCCAUGAUCUCUUCAAUUUCGAGUUUUGGGUAAGUGAAGAAUAUCAGGCUGUUAAUGUGUCUCUUAAGAGUGAGACAAUGAUCGCUGAGAUUAAUGAGGGCGGCGUUGACCCAAAGCAGCAAACAUUGUAUUUCUCUUCAAAGAAAUACAGACGUAGGAAGCAAAAGAGUCAAGUACGGAGCUCAAGGCAGGGGCGUCAACUUGGACUAGGCUGCGAUGUGCUAGAUAAGACUGAUGAUGCUCAUCCUCUAAGAAUUGAGAAGAGCCGGAUACCACCUGGAAAUGGGGUUGGUGAGUCGUCUGGUCAAAGAGUUCCUCCUGGUACGGGUCAUGCAGAUGUGCAAUCAGGUGGUGGUGAUCCAGAUACUGUGCAGUCAGUAGCUGGAAGUACGAUGCUGCAAUUUGCAAAAACGAGGAAGCUAUCUAUAGAACGGUCGGACUUGAGGAACCGUAGCCUCCUUCAGAAGAGACAGUUCUUUCACUCUCACCGAUCUCAGCCAAUGGCUCUAGAACAAGUACUUUCUGACCGAGAUAGUGAAGAUGAAGUUGACGAUGAUGUGGCAGAUUUUGAAGAUAGAAGGAUGCUCGAUGACUUCAUUGAUGUGACCAAGGAUGAGAAGGAGAUGAUGCACAUGUGGAACUCGUUCGUGAGGAAGCAACAAGUAUUAGCAGAUGGUCACAUUCCAUGGGCAUGUGAGGCGUUCUCAAGAUUACAUGGACCAAUCAUGGUUCAAAGAUCCGAUUUGAUCUGGGACUGGAGAAUGUUUAUGGUGAAACUAUGGAACCACGGCCUUCUUGACGCCCGAACCAUGGACAAGUGUAAUGUCAUUCUUGAAGAGCUUCAAACUUAAAGAUCCAGAAACAACUGUUUAAAUAGAAGAGAAAUGCCAACCUAUAGAAAAAAGGAAAUGAGAGAGAAGAAGAAUUUUAGGUUUAACAUCAAAAAGAAAAUUCACAUUUCUAUUCAGGAGUUAUUACAUAAAAGAUUUGGUUGGUAAUAUUACAUUUGUCAGGAAGAUAUAGUAACUAUUCAGUAAAAUCUAUAAUAUAAAUGAGCCAUUUUACUCACUCCCAAGGUGACA
This is a messenger RNA of Raphanus sativus (radish), 2400 nucleotides long. Its product is annotated as polycomb group protein EMBRYONIC FLOWER 2-like. NCBI's taxonomy places the organism in Eukaryota, Viridiplantae, Streptophyta, Magnoliopsida, Brassicales, Brassicaceae. Gene Ontology annotation, molecular function: chromatin DNA binding. Gene Ontology annotation, cellular component: nucleus. The transcript has 22 exons. The coding region runs from base 280 to 2169 and encodes 629 amino acids. The record is from RefSeq and is a predicted model, not a curated record.